AUGCCUCAAAAGGAUUAUGAAGCUAUUUCCCAUGCAAAGCGGCUGCAAAGAGGUGGGAACAUUCCCAGGGAGUGGACUUUUGACCCAAAGAUUCAUCAAGGCAUCGAUCUUUUGGAUGUGCCAAUCACCUGUGGCCUGUUGACUGAUGCCGAGAUUGAUAUCACGUCCAAAUUUGACGCAACAAGCCUUUUGAAGGGUCUUAAAGCUGGUAUUUGGUCUGUUGAACAAGUGACUACAGCUUUCUGCAAACGAGCGGCUAUUGCCCAGCAGCUAGUAAACUGUCUGACCGAAAUAUUCUUCAACGAAGCCAUUGAACGUGCUCGCCGGCUUGAUAAACAACGAUAUGCCUGUACGGACGUCAAAGCACUUCCACCUCUCUUCGGUCUGCCAGUGUCACUCAAGGAUAUUUUUGCGGUCAAGGGGCAUGAUACAUCGACUGGUUUAGCCUGCUAUGUCAAUGAGCCAGCAGAGGAGCACAGUGCCAUAGCCGCCAUGCUACUUGAUCUUGGCGCCAUCCUUUACUGCAAGACAAACGUUCCGCAGUCGGUCAUGACCGGAGACAGCCACAACAAUGUCUUUGGCAGGACUCUCAAUCCGCGGAAUGUAUCUUUCACGGCGGGUGGUAGCACAGGUGGUGAGGGUGCACUGCUUGCCCUUAGAGGAAGUGUCCUCGGGGUCGGUACUGAUAUAGCUGGAAGCAUCCGUGUCCCGUCCGUCUGUAACGGAACAUAUGGAAUGAGGCCGAGUGUAGGCCUUGCUCCCCACAAUGGUACGCGAGAACUCACAGUACCGGGCACGGAUGGGAUACGAUCGACCGUUGGCCCGAUGGCAACCACGCUUCGGGACUGCGCCCUCUUUCUUAAAACCAUCAUGAAGGCUGGAACCUGGCGAUACGAUACCAGCGUCAUAUCGUUGCCAUGGAGAGAUGCCAAGCCUAAGAUGAGGCUGCGUAUUGGUCUAGUCGAAGAUGAUGGUGUUUACACUCCAGUUCCACCUGUGAGGAGGGUUAUGAAGAAGGCCGCCGCUCUGCUUCGAACGAGUGAAAAUGUUGAAAUAGUCCCCUUGGCUCUACCGAAUGUAAAAACUUAUUAUGCGGAUCUUCUAAGCUAUUUUACUCUCUCAGGGAGUGAGCACUACCUUGAGCAGUUUGGCAGAACGGGAGAGCCGGUAGUGCCAUCGUUGGCAGCGCUUGGCCUGCUGUCGAAACCGGCGGCAACCCUCAAGAGCUUCUUCGAUUUGAACGUUCGCCGAGCAGAAGCUGCAAGGACAUAUCUUCGACUUUUUCUCGAUAACAGCCUGGAUGCGAUCCUCAUGCCUGCAGCGCCGCAUACUGCUCUACCCUGGGAUACUUGGACCAACGCGACGUACACGGCGUUGUGGAACUACCUUGACUACCCGGCGGUUGUAAUCCCUAUGGAUGUUGUGACAGAUUCAGACUCAAUGGACGACCCCAACAACGCAAAAUAUGGACCGAGCGAUAUGGAACUUUAUAGACAGUACACGGGACCUGAGCACUACAAGGGCCUUCCGAUCGCGGUUCAAGUAAUUGGCUACCGACACCAAGACGAGGAACUGAUUGCAGCGGCGGAAAUCCUGGACUCAAUCAUCAAUGGCAAGUCGUAG
Messenger RNA from Trichoderma citrinoviride, 1623 nucleotides. Its product is annotated as amidase. The transcript is spliced from 4 exons. The coding region runs from base 1 to 1623 and encodes 540 amino acids. The record is from RefSeq and is a predicted model, not a curated record. Lineage: Eukaryota; Fungi; Ascomycota; Sordariomycetes; Hypocreales; Hypocreaceae.